Loxodonta africana (African savanna elephant) is the source of this 2313-nucleotide messenger RNA. It is a transcript of the gene ARMH4, whose product is annotated as armadillo like helical domain containing 4. The record is from RefSeq and is a predicted model, not a curated record. NCBI's taxonomy places the organism in Eukaryota, Metazoa, Chordata, Mammalia, Proboscidea, Elephantidae. The transcript has 3 exons. The coding region runs from base 90 to 2039 and encodes 649 amino acids.
ACCACCUCUGAGCAUGAAGUCAAGGAGAUUAUUUUACUUAUGUUCUAAUUUGAAGGGGCUUCGUUCCAAAAAAUAUAUAUGACAGUUUGAUGUGUUUUAUUUUUCUGCAGGGCGCAAUUACUGGAAUUGUCAACUCUGCCAAUUUAUGUGCACGUUUUUCUUCCGCUAUGAACAGACCAAUUGUAUUGCACAUUUAUCUGGCUUUCUGUAGCCUCCUGGCUCUCAACUUUUCUACACAAUGUCUGGCCUUCCCCAAAAUGGAAAGGAGAGAGGUAGCACGUAUUCAUGCAGAAGAAAGGCAGCCUGAGAGGACAGACAUAGAAGACCUAGAAAAUAACUCCAAAACUUCAAAACAAAUGCUCUGGCAGGUGGUCUCUGAAGAUCCAAUGGUAGUGUCAGAAGGACCCUCAGCAACAUCAUUAAAUAAAGUAUCCCCUAUUAAUGAAGGUACCCAUCCUGUAGGAGCGAGGCUUACACAGCCCAAUGGCCCUGAUGUUUAUACUCCUACGGAAUCAGUGGUCCCAGUAGGUGAGGAACUGUUUGGUUCCAGCCAGCCAGAGAGAAUGUCUCCUGAAAGCGGACUUUCUAAGGCCAUGUUAGCCAUCACUGUCACUGCGACUGCUCCUCUGGAUAUUGAUGAGACGGAGGAGCCCUUUAGUAGUACCAACAUUCUGCCCAUUGUAGAAGGGACCAUAGAAGCAACACAAGGUUUUCUGAAGUAUUUGGAUGGUCAGUUAUUUGCAACUGAAAGUCAGGAAGAAGUUAGUCUGGAUCAUUCACCUUUAUCCUACGUAGAUACUAAAGAAGUGCUAACCACCAAUCUGAGAGCUGAGAAAUUUGAAGCAGCCACAGAACACAGGUCAGCUUCUCUUCCUGGUGCUAAGCCCACAGCAGGCACUGAACCUGAAAGCCUUACACUGGAUAGAGAGAGGCCUUCACAGAUGACAACUGAUAAUACCCAGGCUACUGCCAUCAAGCACUUACUUGCAACCACUGAGGGUGCUUUGAGUGUUGAGCCAGAAACUGACAGCCUGCUUGGAACCCCAGAAGUCAUAGCCAGUGUCAGCAUAGCUGUUCCAACCACCUCUGUCUUAAGUGAUGAGUGGGAUGACGCCAAAUUAGAGAGUGUAAGCCAGAUAAGGGCCCCAAACCUUGGUGACAACACAGAGACUCAGGUGAGAAUGGAAACAUCUCAGACAGCACAAGUCACCCGUGACUUUGUGGAAGGGGCUGAGCCUUUGACAGUGGCUGCCAGUAUGGUCCUGGGGCUGCCUGAAGGGGAAACACACACAGGGACGGAAUGGCUAAUAGCACAUGGGGAUGAGACAUCUGCUGCCUUCACCAAUCAAAGUUCCUUUAUUCCCACAAGUCCAAUGGAAGAUGUGGAAGUUUCAGUUGUAAACAUGUUCCAAAAUUCAGCAGGCUUCACGGAAUCCAGCACGGAAAAGGAUGGCAUAUUUUCCUUAGAGACCACUGUUUCCAUCUCAGGAUAUGAUUCUGAGGCAUACCAACCACUGGGAAACACAUUUAAAGACAUUAUUACUCAAGAGAUGACAACAGCUGUUCAAGAAGUAGAAGCCACUUUAUCAUUGAUGACGCAAGAACAGGUUUCUACCCUGGAGGCCACCAGAGAAAAUGGUGAGACCGAGGAAGGAAAAGAGCCUCCCACCCCGACAUCUGAUGUUCCUGGUGUUACUCAGCUGUCAAGAAGAUCGGAGCCUGUGGACACUGAAGUUUCAACUACAGCCUUACCUUGGUCUUUCGAAGUUACUCCCACCGUGGAAGAACUGAUGGACACGGUCACGGGACCAAGUGAGGAGCUGUUCACGUCGGUUUUGGACUCUCCAGUGACCCCCCCUGGAGUAAUGGAGGAGGUGGCCAGCAUUUCCCUAGUGCUUCCUGCUUCUGAGGUGUCCUCUGAGGGAAGAACUGUUGUUCCAUCCAUUAGUCGUGUUUAUACAGCUGCCACAUACGGCCUGGACCAACUUGAAUCUGAAGGUAUCCAUGUUUUGAAGGGGAUAUUUUCUAGGACCGGUUGAGUCACUGAAUGUUUGCUAGUGCUGCUGUAACAAGGAUACCAUAAGUGAGUGGCUUCAAAGAACAGAAAUUUUUUUUCUCAUCAUUCAGGAGACUGGAAGUCAGAAUUCAGGGCGUUGGCUCUAGGGAAAGGUCUUUGUUUCUUUCAGUUUCUAGAAGUUGCCAUCAAUCCUUAGUGUUUCUGGACUUGUAGAUGCAUCUUCCUUGUGUGUCUGUGUCUAUUCUGCUCUUCUUAUAAGACAACACUCAGAGGGGAUUAGCUUUAGGAUCUACCCU